Molecule: messenger RNA, 1623 nt
Organism: Fusarium keratoplasticum
Lineage: Eukaryota; Fungi; Ascomycota; Sordariomycetes; Hypocreales; Nectriaceae
Exons: 3
Coding region: 1-1623 (540 amino acids)
Source: RefSeq, a predicted model, not a curated record
AUGUUCGUCUACCAAGGAAAGCUCAACUGGUACCACUAUGGCGUGGACGAGACCUUCGUCAUCGUCCUGCCCAACGGUCCUGUCCGUGUUGGCGAUAGCGUCUACCUCUUCUCUCAGUGGACGGUAGAUGCCCAAGGCAAUAAGAAGAGGAACUGGUUCGACACCAUCAUUGUCGAUUCCGUCACCCAGACCCAGGCCACCGAUGUAACCUUCUACCUGAAGGGUGCUUGGUACAACUAUGCUGUUACAACUGAGGGAGGCUACAAGUCCCUCAGCGUCGUUAUGAGAAACCCCACAAACGGGGUCAGCAAGCCUAUGCCUCUUCAGCGCAUCUGGGAGUCUGAGCAAGAGCUCACUGGUACGACUCGCAUCUGGACCGGCAAGUUCAGCUGGAUGCACUUCGCCAAGGAUGAGCCGGCCAUCUUCAUUGUUCCUGAUGGCUUUGGAGAGGGAAAACCUAUUCUAUCACUCUGGCAGUACACCCAAGACUCGGCUGGAAAGCUCAAGGACCCAUCCUUCCGCAAUGCGGUCCAGAAGUCUGUGUCUGGCAUCGGCACCGACGUCGUCAAGUUCUCCUACCACUCAUACUACGACAUCAGCUGCACCUGGGAGGCCAAGACUGAUAAACUUGCUGUCCACGUCAAGGAGGGCAGCCACGGCGAGGAUGUUGGUAGCAUGAUUCGCUCGGCCAUCAUUGAGCGUCAGGCCCACACCCACGACUUUGAUCCUCCCGAGCCGACUCCAGGGAAGACCGAGGUUGAAGUCCGCUUGCCCCAGCCUCAGCCUUCACUCCCUCGCAUCCUUGGCCCUCUGCCUUUCCCCAAGGGUAUCAUUGACACCUUGGCUCAUACCGCUGCCUUUGUGGACCAAGCCGGCUACCUGGCCAAGUAUGCUCAAGAUCGCUUCGCUGCCUUGGAUGCCGACUACCACACUCUCCUUCGGCAGCUCGACGCUGCGAAGGCGAACAUCAAAAAUCUCACAAAGGCAAAGGAGGAUCUCACUCUUGACCGUGACGGUGCCAGAGCCAAGGCUAAGAAUUUGGAGGAGGACCUCGCCAAGGCCCGCAAAGAGGCAGACGAGCUCCGCAAGACGAUCGAGAAGCUUCGGCGUGACAUCUACGAAGGGCAAAUCCAGGACGAGGAAGCCCGCAAAAUACUCAAGGAUACCCAAGACAAGCUUACAGCUAGUCAAGCCGAAGUCAGCGACCUCAAGCAGAAGCUGUCCAAGGCGCAGGGUGAGAUUGAAGAUCUCAAUGCACGCAUUGGCAAGCUUCUCGACAAGGUGAUCGAGCAACAGACCGACAUCUCACGCCUUGAAACCGAGUUGGACGUGCAAACCAAGAAGAAUGCAGAGUUGACCAAGGAGUAUGGUCAACUCAAGUCGGCCAACAGCGAGCUUGAGGCUUCCAAGAAUAAGACUCAGGGGCUGCUUGAUCGGGCCAACAAGAGGAUCGAGGAGCUGGAGCAGACGGUCAAGGACCAGCAGGGAGACAUCGACAACCUGAUCAAGGAGAAGGAUGACGCACAGUCAAAGGUCUCGGCCGCACAGAAGGCGCGCGCCAAGGCCGAGUCUGACCUGGCGGCGCUCAAGAAGAAGGCCUACGAUGCCGGUAUUGAUUUCUGA